GGCACUGUUGCUGAGAAGGGGAGAAAGGAGUAGUGGGACACAGAGACAUUAAGAGGGGCUCCUGUGAAAAGGAUUCACCUUUGACUGAAUUAAAACGUUAGUGUACCAAAGUCUGAUCUGACCUCUAAUCCAGCUGAUACACACACACAUUUAUGGACACCAUGGAUGGAGAAUCACCCAAACAGGACACAUCCGGUUCCACGGAAUCAACCAAUCACACUGACACCAACAACAACAGCAACCAGGCCGGCGAGCCACAGGUGGUGGAGAAUAAAGACUUGGGGGAAGGAGCAGAAGGUCAGAGGGUAAUGGAGACUGAGGAUAAGGCUGAGGAAGAUACUGUAUCAGAAGAGGCAGAAAAGGAGACGUCAGGAGACACAAAGAAACCUCAGACUGUGUCACAGUCUGGUGAAGGUGAUACUGAAGCAGCUGCACAAGAUAAGGAGAAAGCAUCUACUGGUGAUGAGGUGAAGGAUUCUGAACGUGAAGGAAAAGAUAAAGAGGAGGAGGCAGAAGAAACCAAGAAAAGAGGGCAAGCGGCAGAGAUCCAGAGUAGUGAGACUGGAAAAGAUGGAGAGGACAUGAAGGGCAAAGAGAAAGAGAAAAAGGAAGAAGGUAAAGAUGUGAAAGAACAAGAGGCAGAGAAGAAAAAACAAGUGACGGAGGUAGAUGCAGAGCCAAAGGACAAAGGAAAGACAAAAGAAGCAGAAAAGCAGGCAAAGCCCAAAAGAAAGAGUGGUCCCCCCUCCUCUUCUCUCUCUCGACCAAGACCCUCUGCACGCUCCAUAAGAGCGUCUGCUAAAAACGACAUCAUCGCCAAGUUCCAGAAGGGCGCACCAGAGACACCAAUGCCUCGCAACUUCAAGAUUCAGAAGUCAUCUGCUGCCGUGGCUACAGGAGCUUCAAUCAAACAGAAGAUACUUCAGUGGUGUCGCAACAAGACACGGAACUACGAGGGCAUCAACAUAGAAAACUUCUCUUCAUCCUGGUGCAAUGGGAUGGCAUUCUGCGCUCUGAUUCAUCGUUUCUUUCCAGAUGCUUUUGAAUACAGCUCACUGAAGCCAGAGGAGAGGGAGAAAAACUUCACUCUGGCCUUCAAAACUGCAGAGUCCUUGGCUGACUGCUGCCCUCUGCUGGAAGUGAGUGACAUGCUCAUGAUGGGUAACAACCCAGACCCAAUGUGUGUGUUCACAUAUGUCCAGUCCCUGUGCCACAGCCUCUCCAAAAUAGAGAAAGAGAGGAAGGACAAAGAGAAGGAGGAGAAAGAGAAGGCUGGUAACGAGGAAGAAGAGAAGGACAAAGGAGACGAUGCAGCAGGAGAGGUGUCGCCAGAGAAAGAUGAGGAAGAGUCUGCUGAGAACGAGACGAUGAGCAGUCAGGAGGAUAAACCAGUAGACGGUACAGAGAUGGAGGGCACUAAUGAGGAGGGGAGUCCAUCAAAGAGCUGCGAGGUGGAGGAAGGUCAGAGUUCAUCAGUCGAGGCAGAGUCUUAGACAGACACUGGCAAACACAAAGACUGAAAAGACCAAAAAAGAUUGUUUAUGGUACUACAAGGAGCAAGUCUUAGUCUGGCAUUGUUGGACUGACUACUGUCGGAGUAAUGAGGUACAACAAAAAAUCACUCAAAACUAAAAUACUGGUGAUGAUGAUGUCUCGUAGUUACAGCGUGUUUGAAAAUGUACUUCUGUGUGUGUUUUUUCCAUUUACGGAUAUGCUGUUUUUUUAUGUUGUUCUGAGCACGAAAAGCAAGAAAUUGCUGUGUAUCUAUGAAAAAAUAAUAAUGAAACAAAGAUCGUGAAUUAAAAAGCUGCUUGUGCAAUAAGAAAACCUUGAAA
Molecule: messenger RNA, 1835 nt
Organism: Neolamprologus brichardi
Lineage: Eukaryota; Metazoa; Chordata; Actinopteri; Cichliformes; Cichlidae
Gene: smtnl1
Product: smoothelin-like 1
Molecular function (GO): protein binding
Source: RefSeq, a predicted model, not a curated record